Molecule: messenger RNA, 8121 nt
Organism: Electrophorus electricus (electric eel)
Lineage: Eukaryota; Metazoa; Chordata; Actinopteri; Gymnotiformes; Gymnotidae
Gene: pcdh7a
Product: protocadherin 7a
Biological process (GO): homophilic cell-cell adhesion
Cellular component (GO): plasma membrane
Molecular function (GO): calcium ion binding
Source: RefSeq, a predicted model, not a curated record
CAUUAGAAUGUGCGCACGCGGGUCCGUUUUAGGUGGUCAUUAAGUCAAGUGCAUGCGAGCGUGCCAGUCCAGAACUGAUUUGUGACUAGGCUAAAGUGACGUUGUUUAUGGGCCAUUCUAUACGUCACUAGACGUAAAUUAAGUAUGUUUAAUUUUUUUUCUUUUACUAUUAUUGCUGUUUUUAUUUUUUGUUCUAAUGGACAGUAUUUUUUGUUUCUUGACUUGCUUUUGUAAUUUUAGAAGACCGCUAAGAAAAUAUUAGUUCAGUUAGUCUAAAAAGCGAAAGGUUUUAUUUGAAUUUAGUAGGUAGUUUAAAAGAAGAGAGCAUCCGUACAGAAAAAAGGCAUGUGACACGCACGAGCCGCCUCGGUUUCUCGUUGAACGAUCAAGUUACGUGGAGAGGGAAAUGUUGCAGUGAAUGGAGAGGGCAGACGGAGUAGCUCGCGCGUGUAAGAGCGCGAGCGAGUGAGAGAGACUGCAGCAUCAUUUGAGGGACGCUCUCAUGCAGUGCGGUAGAACGUGCAGGUGAGGGGAGGAGGAGUCGCGUGGACCGAGAAUGCGGGACUUGGAAAAGACGCAUAUCUCGCGGAGCAGUUCUCACACGUCGCCGCGAGCUCCUGGGGAAUUACUUUUUGGUUGUCCUUCGGCGACCCGCUUUCCGCCGAACCGAACGAGCUUGUUUUAGAACGCGCGUGAACUCGAACUAAACGCACGCUCUUGUUUCUCAAGUUGACCGUAAGGGAAUCGAAACGGUUCGCGCACGAGCGGGCGGACUGCGAGGAGUCGUUCGCUGUGUUCAAAGGUAAGAGGACGAAAAAUCGUCGGGAAGGACUUUUAAAUGCACGUGCGGCCGGGGCUUUUUUCCCCCCGCUGAGAACAAAGCAGUUUGUAUGUGAGUGAGUAGAUGUGAAAAGCGUCCCGAGCUGAAGUCACGGACAGAUCGCUUUUGUGUGGUGCUGCAUUGCAGUUUAAAACAGUGAAAGCGCUCCGUCGCAUCUAAAUGAACCGGAAAAAGUCAGCGAAACUCAUGAAUUAGCUGCAUUUUGCUUCUUGAAAGAUGAACGGAAUAUCUCCUCUCGUGGGGUUGAAAACGAUUGGAUUUUAUCACGGGCGAUAAGAUGGGCUGUCGGUUAACAGGAUACUUCAGUUCCGUUUGGUGAACGUGUGUGGUGGCGGGGGGGUGGGAAACCAGGACCGAAAUCUUGCAGCGUACCGGCCGUUCCGCCAAUUAUUCAUAAGCGAACUGGUCAGGAGCCUACUGCUUUGGGCAAGAGGAAACUGCGGAGAACGAGCGAGCGAGAGAGAGAGGGAGAGAGAGAGAUAGAGAGAGAGAGAGAGAGAGAGAUAGAGAGAGAGAGAGAGAGAGAGAGAGAGAGAGAGAGAGCGAGAGAGAGAGAGGGGAAGACAGCAAUGGGGAGGCAGAGUGUUGGCGCAGUGCACUCGGCGCUCUGCUGCUGCCUCGUGCUUUCCCUGCAGCUGCUGAGUCAGCUCCCGCGUGUCGACUCAGCGCUGCGCUACCGCGUAGCAGAAGAGGGACCGUCCGACGUGCGCAUCGGGAACGUGGCUGCAGACCUCGGUCUCUCCACCUCCGGCAUCGGCACGGGGGACGUGACGUUCGCGCUGGAAUCCGGCGCGGAGUACUUCAAGAUAGACAACGUUACCGGGGAGCUGACCACUAACAGUCGCCGGAUAGACCGCGAGAAGUUGCCCCAGUGCCAGAUGAUCUUUGACGAGAACGAGUGCUUCCUGGACUUCGAGGUGUCUGUGAUUGGCCCGUUGCAGAGCUGGGUGGAUCUGUUCGAGGGGCGUGUAGUGGUGACAGACAUCAACGACAACACGCCCUCGUUCCCCUCGCCUGUGCUCACGCUCUCCGUGGAGGAGAACCGGCCAAUCGGCACGCUCUAUCUUCUCCCCACCGCCACAGACCGCGACUUCGGCCGCAAUGGCAUUGAUCGCUAUGAGCUCGUCCAGGACGGCCGGGACGGGAGCCAGUCGUCGCGGCGACCUGCGAGCGUGCAGGCGGGAGGGAACGGUGGUGACAGGAGGCGGGCCAUGGAGGUGGGGCUUGUCCCGGGUGGGAGGAGCAGUGUGUUUGAGCUGCAGGUGGCUGACACACCCGACGGGCAGAAACAGCCCCAGCUGAUUGUGAAAGGCCCGCUGGACCGGGAGGCAAGGGACUCCUACGAGCUCAUGCUUCGUGUGCGAGACGGCGGCAGUCCGCCCCGCUCCUCCCAGGCACUGCUCCGCGUGUCCAUCACCGACGUCAACGACAACAACCCACGCUUCGAGCGGACGGUGUAUGAGGCGGAGAUGGCGGAGAACACACCGCCCGGGACGCCGGUCCUGCAGGUGCGCGCCUCGGACCGCGACGUGGGCGUGAACGGGCAGGUGGAGUACGUGUUCGGGGCGGCUACGGAGUCGGUGCGGAGGCUGCUCCGUCUGGAUGAAGCGACCGGCUGGCUCAGCGUCCUGCACCGCAUCGACCGGGAGGAAGUGUCGCAGCUGCGUUUCACAGUGACGGCGCGGGACCGCGGGCAGCCCGCGCGCUCCGACCGCGCCAGCGUUGUGCUCGGCGUCCGUGACGAGAAUGACAAUGUGCCCCUGGUGGAGAUCCGCAAAAUCGGACGCAUCCCAGUACGGGACGGCGCGGCCAUGGUCCCGGAGAACGUCCUGGUGGACACGCCCGUGGCGCUGGUCCAGGUGUCAGACCGUGACCAGGGCGAGAACGGCGCCGUCACAUGCACGGUGGUGGGCGACGUCCCAUUCACACUGAAGCCGGCCGGCGAGACGGCGCUCGCCCCUCCCCCAGCCAGCGAAGACGCUUUCGAGCGCAACAGGAAGAAGUUCUUCCUCCACACGUCGGCACUGCUAGACUACGAGGCCACGCGGGACUACAGCGUCACCAUCGUGGCCGUGGACUCCGGUAGCCCCAGCCUGUCCAGUAACAGUACCCUAAUGGUGCGCGUGGUGGAUGUCAACGACCACGCCCCCGUCUUCGCCCAGAACCUGGUGGAGGUCCACUUUGCUGAAAACAACUCCCCAGGCGAGAGGGUGGUCACCGUGGUGGCCACCGAUGCCGACAGCGGCAAAAACGCGGAGAUUGCGUACUCGCUGGAUCCUUCGGUGAACGGCGCAUUUUAUGUAGACGCGGAUAACGGCGACAUCCGUGCAUCCGGCACGCUGGACCGAGAGCAGUGGGAGAGGUACGAGUUCCGAGUGAUCGCCCGGGACAAGGGCUCGCCGUCGUUGCAGGGCUCCACCACGGUUGUGGUCCAGAUCACCGACAGGAACGACAACUCCCCCAAAUUUGUCCAGGAGGUCUUCACCUUCUACGUCAAAGAAAACCUGCUGGCCAACAGCCCCGUUGGCAUGGUGACCGUCACCGAUGCCGACGAGGGCGAGAACGCGGAGCUGAGCCUGUUUGUGGAGGAGGACGAGGAGGAAGGUAGCGUGGACAGAGGAAGCAGGAGGCCAGAAAGGUUCUCCAUCGAGAACAACACCGGUACCAUUUUCUCCGCUGCGUCAUUUGACCGCGAGAGGCGCAGCAGCUACACAUUCCGCGUCCGAGCCGUGGAUGCUGGGGACCCGCCCCGCUCCUCCACUGCCACCGUCUCCCUCUUCGUCACGGACGAGAACGACAACGCUCCGUCCGUGACCGCCCCUACCAACGAGUCCUACACCCUUCUGCCGCCAGCCAGCGGGGCGCGCACCGUCGUGCGCACGGUCAGCGCCGCCGACGGCGACGCGGGCUCCAACGCGGACCUGCGCUUCUCCCUGGUGGGUGGGAACCCCUUCCAUCUGUUUGAGAUUGGGUCGAGUAGCGGGGUCAUCACCCUGGCAGAGCCCCUGGAGAGGAGACACAGGGGGCUGCACCGGCUGGUCGUGCGGGUGAACGACAGUGGCGUCCCUUCUCUCUGCACCACCGCGCUUGUCCACAUCUUCAUUAACGAGAGCCUCACCAACGCCACACUGGUGGAUGCACAGGUGGCACGGAGCCUGGCUGUCCCCCUAUCCCUGGACAUCGCAGGCGACCCCGACAGCGAGCGCGCGCUGGGGAAGCAGCGUCUGAGCGUGGCCAUCGGCGUGCUGGCGGGUGCCGCGGCCGUCAUCCUCGUCAUCCUCCUGGUGGUCACGGCGCGUCACUGCAGCCCGCAGGGGAAGAACGGCUACGAGGCGGGAAAGAAGGAGCCAGAGGAGGACUUCUUCAGCUCCCAGCCGCCACCGCUCCACGCGCAGGCCGACCGGGGCCGCAAGCCCCGCCGGGACAGGCGCGGCGUCGCCACCAGCAGCGGCAGCGGGGCCAAGGCUGAGCGUUCGCUCUACGGAGGCAUCGUGACGGUGGACGAGGAGGACGAGGAUGGCCAGGUGAGCGGCGCAGGUGAGCGCAUGGCUGCCCGCUACUCCGGAGACCCUAACAGCCCCCGUCUGGGCGCCCACCGGCACCAAUCCAGCCCGGACCUGGCCCGCCACUACAAGUCCAGCUCCCCGCUGCCUGCUGUUCACCUGCUGCCCAACUCCCCCCCUGCUGAGGGCAAAAAGCACCAGGCUGUGCAGGAACUGCCCCCGUCCAACACCUUCACGGGCAAUGGCGGCGGUAACGCAGACACCAUGUCACUGGGCUCCGACCAGUGCUCUGACUACAGCUGCCAGAACGCCAAGUAUACCAAACAGCCCCUGCGGAGGGUGACAUUCUCCGUGGCAAGCCAGCCCCAGGAUCAGUGUUGCUAUGACAGCGGGGUGGAGGAUUCAGAGACCCCGAGCAGUAAGAGCUCAUCAGGACCGCGCCUCGGGGUGUUACCCCUGCCUGAGGACAGUUACGAGAGGACAACACCAGAGGGCAGUGUGGGGGAAGAGGAGCACGUGGAGAAUGACCCCAGACAGCUCCCUGAUGUCACCCUGACAGGGAAGUGUACAAGUGAGUGUGAUGAGUUUGGUCACUCUGACACCUGCUGGAUGCCUGUGCCCGUGUCACCGCGGAGACGACUCGAGCCACCCCGACUCUCCACCUUCGCCGUGCCGGGCGACAACAACAACAACCACGAGGGCGACAGCGAUCGGGACGAGGAGGAUGAGGAGGAGGGCGAGGAGGAGGGCUCAGACCAGGGCAGCGGGGGCGACGCCCAGGACACCCGCGACCCUCUGGCCAACGGCGCCCCGCUGGGAACGCUUCGCCGCGGUGACCGCAACAGGAACAUGGGCGACCACAACCGCAACUUGCUGAACCGCAAAAUGACGUCGGCAUCGUACGACACGUUCAGCAGUGCGGGUUUCGGACCGCACCUCCACGAGCAGGACCCGCCCCAGCAGUCCGAGGUCAUCCCCCUCACCAGGGCGGGGGUCGGGGACUUCAGGACCACCUCGUGCCUGACCUUGUCCCGCAGGGAGGUGUACCUGUGAUCACCCGGGCCACGGGUACCCUGCAGCACAUGAGCUACCCAGGACUGUUCAGGACAGACACGAGCACACUCCUGUUUGAAACAGCUGUGCUCUUCAUGCCAAACUAACCAAACACAAGACAGCGUCAUCAUUCGUAUAUUUCUCUGGAGUAAAGAAAUCUGAGGCGAGCGUUUGGUACGAGGCGUCUUCUUGACUUGCAGAGGAACCAUGAACUCUUUAAAAGUAGUUACAUGCAUGUUUGGUCUCCUGCAGAAAGGAGGCACUGUUGUAAGGGAUAUCUGGCAUUCUGUUACUGAGUCCUCACCUUCUCCAUUCACUCCACUUAUAGACAUCCUGCCAAUCAGACUGCUGUCAUGUCAUGAAUAUGCAACCAUUCAUUUAGGGCUGAGGAACAUGAAUGAAAUGAAACCAUGCCAACCAAUCAUUUAGCAGCUAACGAGUCAAGCCUGCGUAUUAAAAUAUACUGACGUUUCUCAUCAACAUUCAUAGAUUAGGGUCACGUAAACACUCAAAAGACACUGGCUGUUUCUUCUGCUGUUUCUUUGUUUUCCUGGGCACACAGGACAGCUGUUGGGCAGGGACUGUAAUAGACGGGUUUUUAAUCAGAGUGGUCAUGAGGGGAGAGCUCACAAUUUCUUACACUUCUACUGUCAGUGGAAGGAACUUUUUUUUUGUCAGUGACUGAGUGUCGCAGCUUUCAGUGAGCAGCUCUGUGGAACUACGGAACGUUUCUCAGCUCCUUGGAACUACGGAACACAUCGCAGCUCCGUGGAACUACGGGACACAUUGCAGCUCCGUGGAACUACGGAACGUUUCUCAGCUCCUUGGAACUACGGAACACAUCGCAGCUCCGCGGAACUACGGAACACAUUGCAGCUCCACAGAACUACGGAACGUUUCUCAGCUCCGUGGAACUACGGAUCACAUCGUAGCUCUGCAGAACUACGGAACGUUUCUCAGCUCUGGGGAACUAUGGAACGUUUCUCAGCUCCAUGGAAGUACAAAACACUUCUCACUCUGUGUUGUCCCCAGUGAAUACUUUUCCUUCUGUCCUGUGUCGUCUUGCACUGAGCAAAACAAAACAAAACAAAACAAAAAAACAAAACACAUUUACAUGCUUACACUGCACGCAACAACAGUAAUCAUAACACAUCCAUGCAUAUGUGUGUGUGUGUGUGUGCACACGUUUGUGUUCUCGCGUGCGAGUGUGUGUGUUUUCAAACUGCCUAUUUUGCUGCACUGUAGCUUUGCUGGGAUUUGCUCACUUCUGCUUGCUUAAACUUCCGAGCGCACAUAACAACAUUCAUCUAGUAGAAGAUCUAGUCAUCUGUUAAGAACAUAUUUCAGGGCAUUAAUGAUGUUCCAGGCUCUUCUGUACUAUCCAGUAUACAAGUAAUAUAUAUCAUCUUUUAAAAGUAGAACCCAUAGGUAUACCAAAUUUCUGUAUAAAUGACAAAUGACACUGCAUGACUGUAAGCUAAUGGUUAUUUUGAUAAAAAAUAGAAACCUUUUUUUCUAGGGAUGUAAUCUCUUUAGAUAGUGUGUGUGUGUGUGUGUGUGUGUGUGUGUGUGUGUGUGUGUGUGUGUGUGUGUGUGUGUGUGUGAGAAUAUCCCUCGGAGGAGGGAGGUGAAGAGACAUCACCUUAAGCAGGGAAUAUCACAUAUGAGAACAAACUGAAGCGAUGCAGGUAUCCACAUCCUCCUUUCACAAACCUUUGUAUAACAGUGGUGUUGUAUAACAGUCCUGGUGAAAACCUGAGCUAUUUGUUUGUAUUACACUUACAGGUUUAUUAUUGUAUGACAAUGUUGUCUUUUGCUGAUCCUAAUCCCAGAUGAGACUGACCGUCUGCUCUGACUGUCGAGGCUCUUUUUAGUUAGCACUGUUUAGACUGUUUAGACUGGGUCUGGGGUACCUGUUUUGACUGGGGUCCCUGUUUAGACUGGAGUCCCUGUUUAGACUGGGUCUGAGGUCCUUGUUUAAACUGGGGUCCAUGUUUAGACUGGGCCUGGGGUCCCUGAUUAGACUGAGGUCCCUGAUUAGACUGACGUCCCUGUUUAGACUGGAUUAAGAUCCCUGUUUAGACUGAGAUCCCUGUUUAGACUGGGUCUGGGGUUCCUGUUUAGACUUGAGGUCCCUGUUUUGACUAAGGUUCCUCUUUAGACUGGGGUUCCUGUUUAGACUGGGUUUGGGGUCACUGUUUAAACUGGGGUCCAUGUUUAGACUGGGUCUGGGGUCACUAUUUAGACUGAGGUCCUUGUUUAGACUGGGCCUGGGGUCCCUGAUUAGACUGGGGUCCCUGUUUAGACUGGGCCUGGGGUCCCUGUGGGUUUGGUGCACGUGAUGAGAAAUGGGAUUUGUGCACCUUUAUAACUUUUCUAUAUGCAUCUCACUAACACUCAGGUGACCUGAGACUCGGUGUGUUCAUAGCCCUGCGAGCCAGUUUCAUCUCUCCAGAUCAAUCUCUCUCUCCCUCUCUCCCUCCUGCAUUCCUUUCGUCCUUCCUGCCUCCCACUCUCCUUCUAUCUCUCUCUCCCUCUCUCUCUUCCUCUCCUUCCAUCCCUCUGUCUAUUCCUUUUCUGUGCUUGUAGGGUUGUGGGGCAGUUUUUUUCUGACUCCUACCAGAAACACUUGCCCCUCCCUCCUGAGGGUGUUUAGGGUGUGUGUUUGGCCCCUCCCUCCUGUGGGAGUUUAGAGUGUGUGUUUGGCUGCUCCCUCCUGUGGGA